AUGUUCACAGGUGGUAUUGGAGGUGCUCGGAUCUGGUAUAUGACAGUUGUGUGUUUUGUCACUGAUGUCCCUCAGCACCAAUCAACAGAGCAAAACCCACAUGCUACCAUUGACGAGCCUCUGAUGUUCAACCACUUUAUGAAAGACAAGGCUAUCAAGCCCAUGCGCCCACCUCCUCAUUCUCUGAUGCCUGCUUUUGGAGCAUACCAUGCCUAUCUCAAUGGCCAUGACUACAACUCAGGGACCAACAACAGUGGUCUCACUUGUGCCAACCCUGGCGAUGGGGGUUUGAGCUCCACAUUGGAGCACAACAUGCAUCCUCAGUCCAGCCCGGCUUUCUUCAGCCAGAGACCACUGCUACCACCCCCUGGAUCUCCAGCUCAAUACUAUCAUCCUUCGUUCUAUCAGUACCCAUACCAGUAUUAUCCUUUGUCUGCACCUCUGCAUCCUGUACAACCACCUGCAGCUCCCUCUGCUCAACCGUCCCCUUUGGAGUAUCCAUCACCUGGUGUCACCACCAAGCAUUCUGUCAUGCUCGAAAGUUUUUGUUCCAAGUUCCUUGUAUCUCCUUCUGAUUCUAAAAAGCUCAAAGCUGACUGGAUUUCUGUUGGGUUCACGGUCCUUGGCUGGUGCACCUUUCUCUCCCAUCACCGCAAGUUCUGUGAUGCCAUUAUCACUGGUACAUGGGUGUGA
This is a messenger RNA of Suillus paluster, 693 nucleotides long. RefSeq lists its product as uncharacterized. The transcript has a single exon. Lineage: Eukaryota; Fungi; Basidiomycota; Agaricomycetes; Boletales; Suillaceae. Bases 1 to 693 code for a protein of 230 amino acids. The record is from RefSeq and is a predicted model, not a curated record.